Molecule: messenger RNA, 1560 nt
Organism: Notechis scutatus (mainland tiger snake)
Lineage: Eukaryota; Metazoa; Chordata; Lepidosauria; Squamata; Elapidae
Gene: CYB561A3
Product: cytochrome b561 family member A3
Cellular component (GO): lysosomal membrane
Molecular function (GO): oxidoreductase activity
Source: RefSeq, a predicted model, not a curated record
CAGUUUCUGGUAUCUUGCUUUAUUUUCUCAGGUGUUCAUCCAAGUAGCAUUGAGAUGCCUACAAUUCCACUAUUACCAUAUUCAAUCCUUGUGGGAAAUCUGAGCAUCUUGUGUUUGGGGCUUACAGUAUAUUGGAGUCAGCACUGGUUUGGCGGCUUUGCCUGGGAUGGUUCUCGUAAGAUGUUUAAUUGGCACCCAGUUCUCAUGGUGACAGGCAUGGUGAUCUUAUAUGGUAUAGCAGCACUGGUGUAUCGUUUGCCCUUUUCCCAAAUGGGUUCCAAGCUCCCUUGGAAGGUGCUGCAUGCAACACUUACUUUGAUAGCAUUUAUCUCUGCCAUUUUGGGAUUGGAGGCAGUCUUCAAGUUUCACAAUGUGCAGAAGAUCCCCAACAUGUACUCUCUACACAGCUGGCUUGGGCUCACUGCUGUACUACUUUUUUCAUGCCAGUGGUUAAUGGGAUUUGCUUCUUUUUUGUUGCCUUGGAUGCCCAUCUGGUUCCGAGCCCUCUACAAACCUGUCCAUGUUUUCUUUGGUUCUGUCAUCCUUGGUUUGUCUACCGCAUCCUGCAUCUCAGGCAUUAAUGAGAAGUUAUUCAUGAGAUUAAAAAAUUCAACAACACUGUAUUCCCAGCUUCCUGCAGAGGCUUGGUUUGCCAACUUUCUGGGAAUGCUGAUUUUGGUGUUUGGAGUGUUAGUGUUGUUGGGUCUUGCCAUACCAGGAUGGAAACGUUCCGAUGUGAAUUCACAAGGCAUUAGACAGCCUCUGUUACCAGAAGCCAGAUGAAGAAUUAAAGAGCAGCUGUGUGGUGCUACCUGUAAGGGUUUCUUCACUGAAAUUUGUAUCCUUGCUUGCUGCUGUCGUCAUGAGUACAGCAGCUCACAUGAACUGAUUCAGUAAGAAAAGAUUUUUCUGCUAACAGACAUCCAGAUUUGUUCCUCUGGGUCUGAUUUUUAAACUUGAAAUGUUCAUACUAUCGAUUGCUGGACAUUCAAUCACAUUUGAACGAAUCUGUUUGCUAAAAUGCCAUAAAGUUCACCGAUUUUUGUGUUUUUCAUUAGAAAAAUGUGUUAGAAAUUAAAAUCCUAAAUAAUCAAUUAAAGAAAAGCUGCCUUUUUCUGAUACUUGGGUGAAAGGAUAUGCUACAAUAGAUACUUUAUGUGUAAUCUCAGUGCUGCGUUAUUUUUUAAUUGAAUAUGAUAUAAUUUUCUGUGUUUUUUAAUAUGAAUCUGUUCGUAUUCCACAUAUCUUAGAGCAUAGUUUGUUAGUUUUGGUUUAACAUGGUAAGUGAAGCCAGUUAGUAUAGAGGGCCUUUUCUUGAUUGAAAGGGAAAAGUUUUCAUUUUGUGCAUUAAUGCAUCAGCCUAAUCUUUUGCCAGUUCACCGACAGAAGUUGUGUUUAUAUAACACAUAAAGGCAUAAUGUUGGUUUAUCAAAACAAAUGACUGGGCUCCCAUACUAUCUUAGCCCUUGGUUUACAAAACACAUUGACUGGAUUCAUAUGAUUGGACAAAUAAGCAAACCAACUGUGGCACAGUGCAGUAGUUCUUAAACAUUUUGGUAU